Messenger RNA from Erinaceus europaeus (western European hedgehog), 1970 nucleotides. RefSeq names its product transmembrane protein 51 (gene TMEM51). Bases 352 to 1107 code for a protein of 251 amino acids. The transcript has 3 exons. Lineage: Eukaryota; Metazoa; Chordata; Mammalia; Eulipotyphla; Erinaceidae. The record is from RefSeq and is a predicted model, not a curated record.
GGGAGGCUGGGAGGCCGGCUGGGUGGGGAGUGUGGGCGGUGGGCGGUGCCACCCUGCGCGGGAGGCGGCUCCAGCCUGCGCCCGGCCGGCCGCGCUUCCAGCCCAGAGAGGAGCCGGGGAAGCGGCUUACGGAGCCCCCAGUCUCCCCGCCGAGUUGCUGCUGCCCGGACGUCUGUGCCGUGCUCUCCGUCCAGGGUGCCUCCCAUCUGCCUGAUGACCUCCAUAAUCCCGCUGAUGGUUUUCACAGGAGGGUUUUUUGUUGAAUGCAUGUAAGAGCUUUCUGGAACUGCCGCGGACUGUUUAUGUUUCCUGCUCUAAACCGGACCUCGCCCUGCCCUUCCCGCUGCCAGGAUGGCCCAGUCCAAGGCCAACGGCUCCCACUAUGCCCUGACAGCCAUCGGCCUGGGGAUGCUGGUCCUCGGGGUCAUCAUGGCCAUGUGGAACCUGGUGCCCGGCUUCAGCUCCGGCGAGAAGCCAACAGCCCAGGGGAAUAAGACCGAGAUUGGCAGCGGCAUCCUUAAGAGCAAGACCUUCUCCGUGGCCUAUGUGCUGGUCGGGGCCGGGGUGAUGCUGCUGCUGCUCUCCAUCUGCCUGAGCAUCCGGGACAAGAGGAAGCAGCGGCAAGAUGAUGAGAUGGCCCACAUCCAGCGCCAGGCAGGCGUGGAGGCCCACGCCCAGGAGGAAGACAGCCAAGAAGAGGAAGAGGAGGUAGAAGAUUCCUCCAGGUACUAUGUCCCCAGUUAUGAGGAAGUAAUGAACACCAACUACUCAGAGAGGAGGGAACUGGAUCAGAACCCGAGGAUGAGUAUCUCCCUCCCCUCCUAUGAGUCUCUGACAGGGCUCGAUGAGACCAGCCCCACCACGACAGCCAGGGCAGACGGGGAAGCCAGCCGUGGCAACCCCCCUGACAGGCAGAACUCCAAGUUGGCCAAACGCCUGAAGCCACUCAAAGUGCGAAGAAUUAAGUCCGAAAAGCUCCAUCUCAAAGAUUUUCGGAUCAAUCUCCCAGACAAAAACAUCCCUCCUCCCUCCAUCGAGCCUCUGACGCCUCCACCACAGUACGAUGAGGUCCAGGAACAGGUCCCCAACGCUCGGCCACCUGACUGACAGCCCCUCUUCUGUGGAUUCCCUCCUGCUGUUCACCCUCUGCACCAACAGGAACCCCCACCCCCCAGUGAAGCCACUUCAGCCAUAGUUGAGAAGCAGAGGGGCCAAAUGUGUGUGUGUGGGGGGGGGUAGGCAGAGUGGGAGGGGGGGUUCCUGUGAUUCAGGGGUGACUCGAACACCCAGAGAACCUCAGGUAGCAGGUGCAUGGGGGAGAGAUGUCACCGGGGUUGUCAGCAUAUGUUCCCCAUUGGCUUUCCUCAACUCUGAACCAUUGGCAACAGAACUCCUCUUUCUCAAGCUUGGGGAAACUUUUGUUUUUGGUUUUUUUUUACCAGAACAGUGCACAGCUCUAGCUUAUUAUGGUGGCCACGCUGGGGAUUGAAACCUCAGAGCCUCAGGCAUGAAAGUCUUUUUGCAUAACCAUUAUGCUGAUCUCCCCAGCCCUCUGCUUUCCAGCCUGGAAAAGAGAGCUAGCAACUGGUUUAGACUGUGGUUUUCUUGCGUUUCCACUAGGACUGUCAUAUUUCAAAAACAGGGCAGGCCUUCACUUUCUUUACUGGGAUUCUGCACUCUGAGUAAGAACCACGACUCAGCUGUGUUGAAAAGACACGGGUCAUUUCGUGAAUUAAGUGAAAUAAAUGCGGGCUAAGGAGAAGCUCAGAAUGGGCUCUGGUGGCCCCGGGUGCCACUGGUUGGUUCUUAGAGGGCCCAAGGCCUGAUGAAACACAGAUCACAGUCUUAAUUGGAGCACGUCACAAUCUCUCCCACAGAAUGGCGACAAAAGAAAACCGUGUGAGAUGUUCUGUUCUGCAGAGAAUGUUGUGCAGCCGAGCUUUUUAUAAUAAAAUGUUUUCUAUGUAGUA